UUCAAUAUUCAAGGAACCAAUUUCUAGAUUCAAGAAACCAAAUUUUGUGCAAGGAAGAUAUGGGUGGAAUUGUGUAUCAGUACCGCUCUGUGCUUCACUUUCCUACAUUCUCAUCUUUCAGCAAGCAGCCCAAGCUUGGAAAAUCCAUUUUCUCCAUUAGAGACAUUGCAGAUGUGUCUUCAACGUUUGAGAGGAAGGGGGUGAAGUUAAGUGUGUCCUGCGUUGGAAGUGAGGAUGGCAACAGAAGAGGUCAGUCUUCUAGGAGAAGUUCAGGUUCGGGAAGAACAACAAGGAAGAAUGAUGAUGAGAGUAGGAAACCUCGAGGUGGGAGAAAGUCCAAGUCAUCUAACCAGGAAGAGAUCAUCUCAUUGUUCAGAAGGAUACAGUCUUCGAUAUCGAAGGAAGUGGAGUCUGUAGAUACUAAGAAGAUAAAGUCUGAUGCAUCGGAAGAGAAGCCGCCCUCUGCUGCGUCAAUUCUUAGUGUUCUUCAGGGUGGAACAAUAAAACAAACAGAAGAAGCAAACCAAGGAGAAAAGGUUGAUACGAAAGAGCAGCAAAUAUUACAGGCUAAUCCAUUAGUAGCAGACUUCAAAUUGACUCGGCCAUCAUCCAAAUUUGUGAAGAGAUCUCCAAUUCCUUCAUCAUCACACAUGUCACGCCAGCCAGGAGAUCUUGAUAUCAAACAUGGAGCAUCACUUACCCCUCCUGCAACCAAGGAGUUGGAGUUGGAAAGAGUAGAAGAAAUGAAACUCCCUGAGCUGAAAGAGCUUGCAAAGUCUAGAGGCUUGAGAGGUUACUCAAAACUCAAGAAGAGGGAACUCGUGGAAUUGUUGAAGUCCUAGAACAAUGUAAUCUGAAGACAUCAUUAUCGUAACUGCUGAUCACUUGCAAGCUUAUGUAUCAAACUCUAACAAGCAAUCCACUUCUGGAUGCAACUGACUUCUGAAUGCAAAUUUGAUUGAGGUAAUUAACCUCUACGGCUCUACUAUGUCUCAUAUGAUUAGUGUGAAGACAGAUCCUAGCUUAUCUGUUUUAUGGAGUGUGAGUAGA
Argentina anserina (silverweed cinquefoil) is the source of this 1050-nucleotide messenger RNA. RefSeq names its product rho-N domain-containing protein 1, chloroplastic. The transcript has 3 exons. Gene Ontology annotation, biological process: DNA-templated transcription termination. The record is from RefSeq and is a predicted model, not a curated record. The coding region runs from base 60 to 842 and encodes 260 amino acids. NCBI's taxonomy places the organism in Eukaryota, Viridiplantae, Streptophyta, Magnoliopsida, Rosales, Rosaceae.